GCGAUACAGCCGCGGCAACUGGGAAGUAUUUUUGUAACGAGCAUCGAGAUGGAUAAACAAGCUACCACCCCGCCCGCCGCUCACAUUGCCACCUCAACGGUACUGCCGUCUGCCCAUAGAUAAUAGAAGAUAUCUGCCGAUUACCGAUAGCAACGCAAUCACGUAGCGCACUGCGCACAGACCACCACCUCUUACCCAUAUUCAACAUCGUCGCUCCCGCCGCUAUUUCGGUUUGUGAUUAUGACACGACUUGACGUGUUUGUACUCUGUAUUUAAUAUUUUUCGAGCUGGAGUUUAUUUUUAUAAAUAAUAUAGUUAUUUCUAAAUAUAAAACCAAUAUCCGUUUAUUUGUCGGGCAGUCCGGCAACCGACGCGUCGCGACGUCGGGCAUCGGGACAAUGGGGCAUUCCGCUCAUAGUCCUCGACCGUGCCUGUUCGGUGUCUCGUUAUUGAACUUGUAUACAACUUCUUGUUUCAAAAAAACUCAAGUCUGCAGUCCAAAGAUGGAAAGACAAAAUAAAUUGUCGAUUGAAAUGUGGGACACCGCCAACACCGCAGAUACCACUUCAGCCAGCACCAGCUCAUCCGCUAUCAGCAACAUCAACUCAAUUACCAAUAUUGCCGUCACUACCACAACUGCCGCCAUUGUAGCCGUCACCACCACCACAGCCAGCAUUGUUUCCGUCACCACCUCCACAGCCAGUAACUUUAUUGCUGCCUCUAGGUCCGUGGUUUCUACCCCAGUUACCACUGACCAUCCACGUCGAGGCCAUGGAUUCAUUCCCGGAUAUGGACAUCUCCGUAAUCUUGGUGGAUCUCGAGCAUAUAGUUUUAGAGAAAUUGAGAAAAAAAUGGGUGGUUCCUCCAAUCAAAUGCUAUUGUCACAGGUACUACAACAUUGGAAGAGGGAUGUGCAGAAGUACUUCAACCCCCCACUUCCAGGCAAAAGGAGGCGAAACAAUCGAGCUGGCCAGAACAGCCCGAGACAAAGAGGACUUGGAGGACGUGGAAGACGUGGAGGACGAGGUGGACAAGGAGGUUCAGGACUGACAAUUUAAAAUAAAAAAAAUAAACUGACCAAUUAUUUCCUAUCAAGUAUUAACUAUUUUCAUAUAAAAAUCUCUUUUGUCGUCAAAUUUAUAGAAAUAAAUUAUGAGAUAGCCAUA
This is a messenger RNA of Metopolophium dirhodum (rose-grain aphid), 1166 nucleotides long. RefSeq lists its product as uncharacterized. NCBI's taxonomy places the organism in Eukaryota, Metazoa, Arthropoda, Insecta, Hemiptera, Aphididae. The coding region runs from base 399 to 1058 and encodes 219 amino acids. The record is from RefSeq and is a predicted model, not a curated record. The transcript has 3 exons.